AUGGCUGGAGCGAACGCCAACGAGAUCGAUAUUCAACAACUUCUCAGCGACUAUAAUGCACUGAUGGGAAACCAGGGAGACUAUGGGCAACAGGAGGGGCAGGGGCAACAGGAGGUGCAGGGGCAGCAGGAGGACCACGGGCAGCAAGUGGAUCAGGCGCAGCCCACGACGUCUGAAAUGGGACAAGGACAGUAUGAGGCGCAGCGUGGAUUUGCGAUCACCGCAACCGCGAUGGCCUUCUGGGACUACGCAAAUGCGAUCCUACUUGAACGCGGGCAAAACCAUCCGUAUGCGCAGCCGCCCCAACUCCCCGUCCAAAUGCCGCGGCGGGAGAAAUGCAUCCUCACCCUUAUGGUCGAGGAAAAACGUGAUGUGUUGAGGGAUCUGUGGGACCAGUUAGAUGAGAUCGAGCGGAUCCUGGGAUUGGAGGAUGUUUGA
This is a messenger RNA of Suillus clintonianus, 438 nucleotides long. RefSeq lists its product as uncharacterized. Bases 1 to 438 code for a protein of 145 amino acids. The transcript is spliced from 5 exons. Lineage: Eukaryota; Fungi; Basidiomycota; Agaricomycetes; Boletales; Suillaceae. The record is from RefSeq and is a predicted model, not a curated record.